AUGGACGCAGAUGAAGAGUUCAGCCAAGAUGAAGAUUACCCUGAUUACGAGGACGAAGACGGUCAGCCACAAGACGCCCUCGUGGCGGAGGAGGCGCCAGACAACCACCAGGAGGACGAGUGCGAGUACGGCGAUCAGGACUCGGACGCCAUGGGCGACGAAGAGGAGGUGGUGCUGGACGUGUUCUACCAGGGCUUCAAGGCGAAGAAGAAGCAGUUUGGCCGCGGCAAGGGACGCGGGAAGAACACCGCGAGUGGCGGCCGGGGAAAGAAGUCCGGAGUGUGCGACGACUGCCUUCAGCCAGGCCGCUGGAAGGGCGACCCAGAGUGCCCGAAGGUGAUCGCGGGGAUUACGUCUCCGUUCAAGCCUGGCGGCAAGGGCGACGGCAAGAAGGGUUCUUCCUCGGCGAACGUGGCAGCAACGAUGGCUACGGACAGUACGGCGCACAUGGAGUUCAAGUGGUUGAACGACGGAGCGGAAGAAUUGCCAUCUCCCCAUCCGGGACCGGUGGAUGCCUUCGUGCUGGGUUCGCAGAAGGUCAAGGCGGAGGUGAAGCAAGAGAGCGACAACCUUGGGCUGGAUCCCAGGAGGCCUCCGACACCGGGCUCAGAGUUCGAAGACGACUCCUUCGAGAAGGACUCAGACGAAUCCGAGGGGGUCUACAAGAGCUGGACCGAGGAGCAGCUCAGUGCGGAGUUGGCAAGGAGGAAGCACAAAUCGACAGGACCGCGGGAGGAGCUGGUCGGAAGACUCCUCCGAUCCAACCUGCACGCGACGUUCAUGGAUAAAGAAGCUGACGGAUGGCAGGACGUGGAAAAGAAACCCUCUGGAGCGGCUGGAAGUGCCGAUGGCGGCAAGAAGCCAAAGCCCUCAGCGCGGCCGAAGCCUAAAUCGACACCAGCGGCUUCGAGGUUCCAGUCUGAGAGGAUCCACAUCAGCGGCGGCGACGUACGCUCGUUGGUCGAUCGGCACAGGGCGCGGCUGGGCGAGUUCGUGGUGGACUUCACGAACCGCGCGCGCGACCACCACACGGGGUACGUGACCGACUGCGAGCUGGAGGUGUUCAGGAUCCUGACGGCGAAGCAGCUGCAGGAUAUACUCUUGAUGCUCGAGCAGCCUUACAGCGGCUCAAAGCAGGAGAGGAUCGAUAGGCUGAUAUCGUUCAUCACCGACCAGGUGGAGAAUCCCUGCGAGCACAAGAAUGCGGGCUCCGGCGAGAUCCUGGACAACGUACGCUGGACAAACACAUCUACCUGGACGUUCGCGAUCUGCAAGAACUGCAACCGAUGCGUCCAGCGGAUCCCGAAGACGAACUACGCGAAGGAAAUCAGGGACAAGGCGUGCAGCCGCGAGGACAAGAAGGACGCGCUCGCGGUCAAUGACGUGUUGUGGGACGACAUCGGCACGACGGAGCUCAUCAACGAUAGCGGGUGCAGGCGCAGCGUCGCAGGUCACGAGUGGCACGACAACUUGCAGACCCACCUGAAGAGUUUGGGCCUCCAGCCGGUCAAGAAGGACAUCAAUGAGGAGUUCAGGUUCGGCGGCGGUGACGUGGCAGUCAGCACGGAGUCGUACGUCUAUCCUGCUGGGAUAAAUGGCACACACGGAGUCAUUGAGGUGGCUCGAGUGGAAGGACGAACACCACCACUGCUAUCGCAGCAGGCGAUGCAGGAUCUAGGCGUGAUCGUCAAUUACCGCAAGAAGGUGAUGGACAUCGAGGAGGCCGGAGUGUUCAAGAAGCCGAUCAAACAAUCACGGUCGGGACAUUUCCUCGUAGACAUCGGAGAGUAUGGCAACCCGAACGAGUUCCCGGAGUGUUUCCAUAUCAAUGGCAAGAUGGACAUGACCCCACAGGAGGAGGCCGGCGAACUCGGGUUCAAGGACCUCUCGCGUGUUGGAGUCCUACAGCGAGGUAGGAAGAAGCGGUUGCAGAGGACCACGAGAGGAGUUGCGGAUGCGUUGGCUGCAGAGGCGAAGAGAUCCGUCCACAAGGACCCACCGACGGUGACGUCGAGAUCCAAGAGGUGGAAGUUCCUGGAGAUAUUCUCGUGGGCGCUUGCUCUAUCGUGCGAGGCGGCGGCGCAAGGGUGGCAGGUCAUGCCGCCAAUUAGCAUCGAGACGGGCUUCGACCUCUACACGCGUUCUGGGCGGGCGCGAGCCUGGAGGGAGGUCGUCGACAACAAGCCGGACGUGGUGGCCAUGGCUUGGCCCUGUGACCCCUGGACGGUGAUGCACAACUACCAGGCACGCCGCCCGGCGUUCCAGAAGGAGUUGCAGGUGCGACAACAGCAGUCCCGUGGAGCGUUGAGGUUCGCGAAGAGGGUGGCUGACUACCAACGCAAGCGCGGAGCUUACUUCUACGGCGAGAACCCGCUCACAAGCAAGGCCUUCCAGGAGGAGCCGAUAGUGGAGCUGCUGAAGUCGCGCGGCACGACGGAGUUCGCCGAGGCCGUUAUCAGCGUGUUCAUGGAGGCGUUGGACAUAAGGUUCCGCCCGGACUCCGAGGAGCCCCACCUGAAGCCCCACCUGAAGUUCUACCUGAAGUUCUACCUGAAGUUCUACCCGAAGUUCUACCGGAAGUACCCCCAGAAGAUCCUGAAGGACGAGGUGGAACAGGAGGGGGACGUGCCAGAGGAGGCGGACAUCACCAGGGACCCGCUGUAUCCAGAGGAUCUCCCAGCGGGCGAGAUAUUCACUGCGACGAGAGUGAUGAGGUUAGGCGGGGCCUCCCAGCUGCACCUGGACUACGCGAAGGCAUGGCAGUGCGAGGUGUGCGCGAGACGAGCAGCUCCAGAGCGACGUCGAGUGGUGUCGAGCCGACAGAGACCCACGUCAUUUGGGAUCGCGGUCGGGGUGGACAACAGGGAGCUGAAGGACGCGAGUGGAGGCAAGUACCUGGCCCUGAAUUGCGUGGAUUUCGCGACGAAGUUCUCGUGCCUGAUCAUGCCGGAGAAUCCCUCCAGUGCAGAGGCAGCCAGGAUGUUCAUGACGAAGUGGUGCGCCUGGGCCGGAGUACCUAUUGUGUGUCACUCCGACAACGGCUCGGAGUUCAGGAAGGAUUUUGCAUCCUACGCGGAGUCGGUGGGAAUCACGAUGAGAGUGGUGCCCGCGGAAAGUCCGCGGCAACACGGGCUGGUCGAGCGCCACGGGGCCGUCAGCAACGACAUCGCGCGCGCGAUUGUGGGCGAGUGCACCAUCCAGGGCCCGGCCGAGAUGGAGUUAGCCAUAGCGGCGGCGAACAUCUGCAAGAUCCGAAGAGUGGAUCCAUCAGGAUACAGCCCCAGGAUGAGAGUUUUCGGUUGUGGAGACAGGUUACCAGGCAGCGUGCUGGACAGCCUCCUCAGCGACGAACAGUACCCAGAGAUCGCCGUGCACGACGCGGUGCUCAAGGACUACCAGGUCCAGCGGUCUCAGAAGAUACGCGAGGCGGCUCAGGUCGCGCUGGCGAAGCUGGACAACAGUGACAAGUGGAGGAAGGCCAUCGUUCACAACUAUCGACCCACACCCUCGCCGUGGAUGCCCGGAGAGUGCGUGUUCUUCUGGCGAGCGGCAGGUGCCUUCAAGCCGCAGGCACGAUCUACAAGACGAGCAGACCGUUGGCACGGUCCAGCAGUCAUCCUCGGCAGGGAGUGGGGACGCGAAGGCCAGAACGAAGCGUAUUGGCUGGUGUUCAACGGGAACCUCCUGCUGGCGGCACCGCAACACAUCAGGUCGGCAACCCCAGAGGAGCGCUUGGCGAGCGAGGCCAUCGGCAGCAUCCUUGAGAACUACAACAUGGACCUGAGCGGGAUCUCGAGGGGUCAGCAUACGUUCGAGGACUUGAGACCGAGCUCGAUGGCACCAGUGGUGGAGGCGGUGUUCAACCAAGCCGUCGAGACCCCAGUCCCGGACCUGGACACGGAGACGCUGUACGCGAUGAACGACGUGUUCUCGCUGGAGCUCCGUCCCUUUCAGGCAGGCACCAAGGGGAAGGAGCUGGACUCGAGGAAGUUCACGAAGGCGGAGUGGCUUGGGUUCAACAAGAGCAUCGCCAAGAACUGGAACCAGCACCUGGAGCACGAGGCCGUCAGGGUGGUCCUGCCCGAUGAGGCGGCGAAGGUCGACAAGUCGAGGAUCUUCAAGGUGCCGGCGCGCUUCGUGCAUACCCUCAAGGAGGGCCAGCCGAACAGCCGACUUGUGAUCCCGGGACAUCUCGACCCGGACAACCAGGGCAAGCUCGGCAUCAAGCAUGCGAAGCGCAUGGCGAUUUCGUCAGAAACGGCAGGUACACGGACAGAUGCACCAGUGGCGCCCAUGGUAGGGCUGAUGCUACUGCUGAACUUGGCGGCGCAUUUUGGCUGGGAUCUCGGGGCGUUCGACAUCGGCUCGGCGUUCCUCACCGGCAAGACAAACACGAGUGUUGAUCCAGGCCGGAUUCCAGCCGCUAAGACCAUGAAAGGAGUUUUUGUCAUUAGGAACGACAAAGGCAAGAUCGAGGCGGUCCUAUGUGUUCACGUGGACGACGGACUCUGGGGCGGUACAGGCGAGCGGUUCGCCAGAGCGAAGGAGAUCGUACGCGAGAAGCUCAACGUGACCAAGGAGAAGCAGGGUCAGUUCGAGUUCCUCGGCCGGCGCAUCAAUCAGCUGCCGGAUAAGUCCAUAGAGGUCGACCAGCACGAGUACAUCGAGAAGAUGGAGAAGAUCUUCGUGCCGGCAUCCAGGAGGAAGGACCCCGAGAGCAAGGCGACCGAAGAAGAGCUCUCGAAGUACCGCAGCCUGGGACAACAAUUAUCGUGGCCCGCGCGGACGACACUACCUGGUUUAGCCUAUGACGUCAGUGACCUGCAACAGCGGACGCCAGACUUGACGGUCGGCCAGCUGUGCAAGGCGAACACGGUGUUGAGCAUGGCCAAGGAGAUGGCGGCCAGUGCGAGCUACGGGUUUGACAGGGCGUGUUUCGUGAGGACGGCGUUGGCCGAGAUAUUGUACGGCUGGGAAUCAGAGAGCGACUGGACAACAUUGAUGGGCAAGAUCCCCAGCCUGUGCGUGACGGACUGCAAGAGUUUCGUCGACCUAUGCCGUAAGGAAGGGAGCAUGCCGACGGAGAGGAGGAUCGCGUUGGACCUCGCUGAUCUUCGAGAUCGUUUGGAAGUCGGAGACGGCUUGAUAUGGACAGACACCCGCCUGAUGCUUGCCGACCCCCUGACCAAGCACAUGAAGGAUCAGAGCUAUUUGGAGCAUGUCCUCAAGACGGGAGAAUACGUCUACCGGUGCAAGUAG
Molecule: messenger RNA, 5259 nt
Organism: Prorocentrum cordatum
Lineage: Eukaryota; Dinophyceae; Prorocentrales; Prorocentraceae
Source: the annotation of a GenBank genome assembly